UUUCUACUUGUUCCUGACAGCCCUUCUUAUUGUCUCAAGGAAGAUACAGUACAGAUAACGAUUGCAGGAGACACAAUCGUCGCAUCGGGUUUGACUCCCAAUGGUCUUGUUUGAGGGAGAACGGAGAUCAAAGAUGGAAAAUCAAAAAGCUUCUGGUCCGGAGAGAGGGCACAGCCACCCACUCGUUUUCCCAGCUCAGAGCAGCAGAGGAUCCUGGGAAAGGACCACGGAGAAGAUGGUCAUCGGGGACGCCACCAGCUCCGAGAGUCAACGCCGGAACUUCAGGGAGUUUAGUUACCAGGACAAGGAGGGACCUCGAAGGAUUUGCAGUCAGCUCCACAGCCUUUGCUGCCAGUGGUUGGAGCCGGACAAACGCACCAAGGCCCAGAUGUUGGACCUGGUGUUGCUAGAGCAAUUUCUGUCUGUCCUCCCCCCGGAGAUAGGGAACUGGGUUCGGGAAUGCGGGGCAGAGACCAGCGCCCAAGCAGUGGCCCUCGCAGAAGGCUUCCUCCUGAGCCAACCAGAGCACAAAAACCAGGUCAAGGAUGAAGCCAUUGCAGAUUUCCCUGUGACAGAGAAGAUACUGCCAAAUGUUGCACAAAAGCCCCUGUUCAAGUGGAUUGUGCAGGAAGGAGAUGCAGGUGCCACCUUGCCAGGGCAGGGAAGGAUAGUCAGACAGAACACAAUAUCGCUGGAGGUUCCUUUGCAGCCAUCUUCUCUCUAUGGCGAACUCAAUUCACUUGCUGUUCAGUCGGAUCAGUUUCCAGUGACCCUGGAGGAGGUGACGGUGCAUUUCACAGAGGAAGAGUGGAUGCUACUGGACCCGGGCCAGAGGGCUCUCUAUGAGGAAGUCACACAGGAGAAUUAUGGGCAUUUUUCCUCCCUAGGAAAUGGGAUGCAGGUUGGAGACAGCGAAAUGACCCUGGAUGUUCCUUCUCGACUGUCUUCUCUUUCGGGUGGAAUAGAUACACUCGCUGCACAGUUUGAUCAGGUCAUUGUCGCUUGCAGUCAGGGAUUGGAGAUUGCAGGAAUGAAGACCACAUUGGAGGUGUGCUUGGCAGUGAUUACCUUGCUGAAAACCACUAUCGCGGUGCGUGAUGCACUGGACAUAUUCUAUCGCAGGCGCAGAAUGCAACGGCAAAGAACCAUAGAAAAACGUCAUCGAGAGUACAUGCGACACCGUGCUCUGGCUUUGCAGUGGGCUGCUAGCCUCAAUUCGGUCAAUCCGGCUGUGCUCGAGAUUCCUCGUGGGCCUGGACAGGCUCCUCGUACGUGGGUGUGUGCAAGAAGCCGGGACUGGUGGAACAACUUUGUCACGACGGCGUGGUCGGACGAAGAGUGGUACAACGUGUUCCGAAUGUCCCGCAACACGUUUUUCCAGAUAGUGGAGCUGCUUCGUCCAAAAGUGCAGAAGCAAGACACUAUCAUGAGGCGGGCCAUUCCUGUAGAGGAAAGACUCGCAAUCACCCUAUGGGUGCUUGCGAACCGGUGUUCAUGUCGACGUGUGGCUCAGCAGUUUGGAGUUGGCCGAUCCACAGUUUCAAACAUUUUCAUGGAGGUCAUACUGUCAAUGGAAAUGGUUCUUCUGCCCCGCACCAUUUUCCUGGGAAAUGUUCAGGAGAUCAUGGAAGGGUUCUCUGAAUUGGGAUUCCCGCAGGUGGUGGGGGCAGUGGAUGGAUGCCAUUGCCAAAUCCUUUUGCCGGUGAGACAAGGAGGGGAGUUUAUCAUCCAUAAGCACACUUACCCUGUCCUGCUUCAAGCGACUGCUGACCAUACAGGACGCUUUCUAGAUGUGGAGAUCGGCUGGAGCGACCAGGAUCACGAUUCACACAUCAUCAGGAACUCGGCAAUUUACAAGGCCAUGGAGGCAGGGACUUUUGUCCCAGGAAACCCAACCAUUACUGUGCUGGGCCAGCAGGUCGGACCACUGCUCCUGUCAGACAGCGACUACCCCAUCCGAAAGUGGCUGAUGAAGCCAUACGAGGGUACCCUAACUGAAAAACAGGCACUCUUUAACAAGCAUCUGAGUCGUGCCCAGAAUGUAGUGAAAAGGGCAUUUGCCCGAUUGAAAGCCCGUUGGAAAUGCCUGACUGCUUCAUUGGAGGUGGCCGAAAAGAAUGUCCCUUCAGUCAUCGCCGCAUGUGUGAGCUUGCAUAAUAUAUGCGAGACCAAGGGAAAAAUUCUGGACAUCAUUCCUCAUCAGUUGGGGGAGUACGUGCGGGACACCUCAGGGGCACCGAUAGUGAACCUUGAGGAACAGAAAACACAAGAAGGGGAGGCUGUGCGGGAUGCGCUCGCAGAAUACUUCUGGACUGGAGAAGAUGCAGUGCGGUGUGAAAACCCUUAGUACUUAUUCGGACCUUGUUACCACUACGGGGAUGUUCAGAGAGGGCUUUGGGUUGUUUGGAGAGUUCUAUGUUGCUUUUUAUGUUCAUUAAAAAUAUUCAGUGAGAAAUAAAAAUAGUUUAUAAUAAUGUUCAAUAAAAAAAGAUGUUAGUUGUGGUGAAACCUGUUGUGUCUGUUGUCUGUUGGGCGAUCUGUGUGGCUUUUCCUGCUGCCGGUGGAAGGGCAAUAGUAAGAAGGUUACCAGAGUUACAUUUCGGGUGACACAAAAUGUCUAGAGGAGGGUGACCAAAAUGGGGGAAUGUCUGGAAACCACCAAGCCCUGUGAAGAGUGGCUUAGGGAGCAGGAUAUGUUUAGGCCAGGAAAGACAAGGUUCAUAGGUUAUAGGGUAGCCCUUUUUAAAUAUUUGAAGGGGUGUCAUACUGAGGUGGGAGCAAACUUAUUUGCUGCUGCUCCAGAGAAUAGGACAUGGAGGAAUGGAUGCACACUAUAGGAAAGGAGAUUCCACCUUAAUAUUAGGAAGAACUUCCUGACAGUAAAAGCUGUUAGACAGUGGAAGAUGGUCUUUCAAAGUUUGGUAGAGAAUUAUAGAAUCAUAGAGUUGGAAGAGACUAUAAGGGCCAUCCAGUCCAACCCCAUUCUUCCCUGCAGGAUCUCUCAAUCCAAGCAU
Molecule: messenger RNA, 3014 nt
Organism: Sceloporus undulatus (fence lizard)
Lineage: Eukaryota; Metazoa; Chordata; Lepidosauria; Squamata; Phrynosomatidae
Product: zinc finger and SCAN domain-containing protein 31-like
Exons: 7
Coding region: 101-2347 (748 amino acids)
Biological process (GO): regulation of transcription by RNA polymerase II
Molecular function (GO): DNA-binding transcription factor activity, RNA polymerase II-specific; RNA polymerase II cis-regulatory region sequence-specific DNA binding
Source: RefSeq, a predicted model, not a curated record